Messenger RNA from Dromiciops gliroides (monito del monte), 6275 nucleotides. It is a transcript of the gene MMP15, whose product is annotated as matrix metallopeptidase 15. Gene Ontology annotation, cellular component: extracellular matrix. The coding region runs from base 524 to 2566 and encodes 680 amino acids. Gene Ontology annotation, molecular function: zinc ion binding; metalloendopeptidase activity. The record is from RefSeq and is a predicted model, not a curated record. NCBI's taxonomy places the organism in Eukaryota, Metazoa, Chordata, Mammalia, Microbiotheria, Microbiotheriidae. The transcript is spliced from 10 exons. Gene Ontology annotation, biological process: collagen catabolic process; proteolysis; extracellular matrix organization.
CGGACGCCGUGGGGGGCCCCCUCCUCCCAUCCCCCUCCCGCAGACCCCGCCGCGGGGGGCGAGGUGCCCCGGGCACGGGGAGGGGGCGUGCGCGCCGCCUCCGCGGGGCCCCGGGAGCGCACGCCUCCGCCUCGCCGGCCCCGGGCAUGGACAGCAGCCGCAGGCGCGCUGCGCGGAGCCCUGGGGAGCGCAGCGGCCCCGGGCAGCCCCGAGGCUGAGCCCGAGACAAAGGCGGCAUCCGGCAGGGAAGGAGCCGGGAGCGCCGCCCGCACCUGGCUGGCCGCCGGGCUCGCCCCCCUCGCCGUGCCCUCCGCCGGGCUCUCCACGCCGAGCCUUGGGAACUUGCCUGGUGGUGCCUAAGAGCUCCCCUAGGGAAGGCGAGCACCGGAGGGGUGGUCCCGGCCCUCGCGGGGCUCUCUCCAAGUUUCCGAGCCCCCAGCCGGGAAACCUCAAGCCCGUGCCCAGCCGGGGCAUCGGGGCUCUCGGACCCCCUCCGCAGCCCAGCCGAGCCAGCACCGCGAGCAUGAGCGGCGGCGGGGCCGGGCGGGGCGAGCCCCGGAGGCCGGGCUGGGCCGGGACCCUCCUGGGCACCGGGGAGCUGCUGCUGCUGCUGUUCCUAUGUCUGGGCCCCCUGAGCUGCAGCGGGGUAGCCGGGGACAGCGAAGUCAACGCCGAGAACUGGCUGCGUUUCUAUGGCUACCUCCCCCAACCCAGCCGCCAGAUGUCCACCAUGAGAUCCGCCCAGAUCCUGGCGUCUGCCAUCUCUGAGAUGCAGCGUUUCUAUGGCAUCACCGUCACAGGCGUGCUGGACGAGGAAACCAAAGCGUGGAUGAAGCGGCCUCGCUGUGGGGUGCCAGACCAAUUUGGGGUACGGGUGAAAGCCAACAUGCGGCGGAAGCGUUAUGCGCUCACUGGGAGGAAAUGGAACAGCCACCACCUGACCUUCAGCAUCCAGAACUACACGGAGAAGCUGGGUUGGUACAACUCCUUGGAGGCCGUACGGCUGGCCUUCCGAGUGUGGGAGCAGGCCACGCCCCUGGUCUUCCAAGAGAUCCCCUAUGAGGACAUCCGGCAACGGCGGCAGAAGGAGGCAGACAUCAUGGUGCUCUUUGCCUCUGGUUUCCAUGGUGACAGCUCCCCCUUUGAUGGUGUGGGAGGCUUUCUGGCCCACGCUUACUUCCCUGGCCCGGGCAUGGGCGGAGACACCCAUUUUGAUGCCGAUGAGCCCUGGACCUUCUCCAACACUGACCUACAUGGAAACAACCUCUUCCUGGUGGCCGUGCACGAGCUGGGCCACGCCCUGGGGCUGGAGCACUCCAACAACCCCAGUGCUAUCAUGGCUCCCUUUUAUCAAUGGAUGGACACAGACAACUUCCAGCUGCCUGAAGAUGAUCUCCGGGGUAUCCAGCAGCUCUACGGUACCCCAGAUGGCAAACCUCAGCCUACCCGGCCCCUUCCCACGGUGCCACCCCGACGCCCAGGCCGACCUGAUCAUCGACCACCCAGACCACCACCCCAGCCUCCAGGGGGGAAGCCAGACCGGCCCCCCAAACCAGGGCCUCCUAGCCAGCCACGAGCCACAGAGCGACCAGACCAAUAUGGCCCCAACAUCUGUGAUGGGAACUUUGACACUGUAGCCAUGUUGCGAGGGGAGAUGUUUGUGUUCAAGGGCCGCUGGUUCUGGAGGGUCCGACACAACCGGGUAUUGGACAAUUACCCCAUGCCCAUUGGACACUUCUGGCGGGGGCUACCCAGUGACAUCAGCGCUGCCUAUGAGCGUCAGGAUGGACGUUUUGUCUUCUUCAAAGGGGAUCGGUAUUGGCUCUUCCGUGAGGCCAACUUGGAGUCCGGUUACCCCCAGCCUCUGACAAGCUAUGGAUUGGGCAUACCCUACGACCGCAUCGACACAGCCAUCUGGUGGGAGCCCACGGGUCACACCUUUUUCUUCCAGGAGGACAGGUACUGGCGCUUUAAUGAAGACACUCAGCGAGGAGACCCCGGCUACCCUAAGCCCAUCAGCGUCUGGAAGGGGGUUCCAUCUUCACCCAAGGGGGCCUUCCUAAGUAAUGAUGCAGCCUAUACCUACUUCUACAAGGGCACCAAGUACUGGAAAUUUGACAAUGAGCGGCUACGGAUGGAGCCUGGCUACCCCAAGUCCAUCCUCCGGGACUUCAUGGGCUGCCAAGAGGAGACAGCCGAUCCCGACGCGGGGCGCCGUUGGCCCGACCUACACCGGCCGCCCUUCGACCCUAACGGUGGAGGCAGGGAGGAGCAAGAGGAGCAAGAGGAAGACGGGGCCCACCGGAGGCCCGGGGAGGAGGAACAGGAGAACGAGGUGACGGAGGAUGAAGAGGGAGACUAUGGGGACGACGGCAAGGGUGGCGGCAACCGCGUGGUGGUGCAGAUUGACGAGUACACACGGACCAUGAAUGUGGUCAUGGUGCUGGUGCCCUUGGUGUUGUUGCUUUGUAUUUUGGGCCUCAUCUACGUCAUCAUCCAGAUGCAGCGGAAAGGUGCUCCCAGGAUGCUUCUGUACUGCAAGCGGUCCUUGCAGGAGUGGGUCUGACCUCCGCCCGUCCAUCGCCACCCCGCCCCCACCCCUCCCCACACGGUGCUAACCCAUAGACGUGUAUGUAUAUACUGUGAUUGUUGAUGACUUCUGAGAUACUGACAUUGAUCUCUGUCCAUGGAUGUGGGUGUGUGCUCCCUGCUGAUGCAUCACCAGGGAUUCUGAGCAUCCUUCAAAUGAAUGUUCCCUCUGCCAGCCUCAGAGGCUGACAGUGGCCUGGAGACCCCCUCCCCUCUUAACUAUUUAUACUACAAUGCCUUCCGUCCUUCCUUUUCUUUCUUCCUUUCUUUUUUCCCUCCCCCCCCCUCUCUCUCUCUCUCUCUCUCUCUCUCUCUCUCUCUCUCUCUCUCUCUCUCUCCCCCUCUCUCUCUCUCUCUCUCUCUCUCCCCUCCCUCCACCCCACCUAGUCUUACCCUAGUAGCUGGAGGUGGGCAUGCCCCCAGUUCCUCACUUUCCUUAGGGCAGACAUUUGCCCUCUCUACCCGGCUGAGCUCUUGAAUGUGUUGUCCCAUUCUGGGGUUCAGAGCAGGAAGGGCCCGCAGUGAUCAUCUCACCUCCGCCCUUCCUUUACAGAUGAGGCCACUGAGGCCCAUUGGGGAGUGAGUGGCAGGCCCUGGUUUGAACCCAGGUGUUCUGACUUGAAAUCCUGCCCUCCCUCUACUCCGCCUGUGUGAGAAUCAAGGUCCUGUCCAGCUCCUCAUCCCUCCUUUCCCGUCUCAGGGCUGGCACAGGAGCCGGGGCUGGCACAGGAGCCAUGGAGGCUGAGAGCCCUUCCCGGCUCUGCCACUGCCCUGGGUUCCUGGGGAGGGCCUCCUUCCUUCGCUCAUUGUGGGCUGAUAUUCAAGGAUCCAAGAGGCCAGUCCAGGUGUCUUUGUUUGCGUUGGAGACCAGCUGCUUAGCCAGGCAGGGAGCCCAAGGGAGUCUGCCGGAGGAAAAAGCCUUGGGUUGAGUAGUUCCCCUAGGCCUGGGAAAUCACCCAGCCCUGAAUGGGUCCCACUUUGGGGUGGGAGGGCAUGACUGGAUGUUCCCGGUGGCCUCUCCUGGCUCAGCAGAACAAAGAGCUGGGUGGAGUUAUGAACUGUAUUCCUCUGGCCCUCUGAGGUAUGAAGGCUUACUCCAUAGCAUCCAAGAUGUAACAAGGGUGGGGCCUAGCUUUGUCCUAAGUGUCACCAGAUCUACAGGGCUCUCCCCUAAAGCCCUGCCUCUCAUCCCAUGGUAGGCACCAAGGUGUCACCACCUGCCUGGGUCUGGUUCUCACCCCCCAUCACCUAAAGAAAGGGGAGAGAUGGGUGUCCAGGGGUCGUAGUAGUGAGAGAUGGGAGAGAUGCAUGAGGGAAGAAGGAUGAUGUAUCUCCCCCUCUCCAGAUUGCUACCCCAGGACCCUGACCCUGACACUGGCCCUGCAUGGCAUCAUUAGCACCUACCUAGCAAAAAUAGGUUAAGAAGGGAAGCCACCGGGGCAGCCAGGUGGCACAGUGGAUAAAGGACCAGCCCUGGAUUCAAAUUUGGCCUCAGACAUUUGACACUUACUAGCUGUGUGACCCUGGGCAAGUCACUUAACCCUCAUUACCCCACCAAAAAAAAAAAAAGAAAGAAAGAGGAAGCCACCUAGUCUUUCAGUGAGCUCUUCCCUCACUCCUCAUUUGGGGCUUAGGGAAGGGGGACAAAUGUGACAUCUUUUGGAUGUCACAAGCCCCUCCCCUCAGGCCAUCUGCUGAAACCUACAGGCCCUUUCUGAGAAUCAUGGUUCUAAAUUCAAAAGGUAAACUGCUAUAGAAUCACAAAGGAACCCAAUUCGGUUGACUAGUUAUCAGAGUUCACAACCCCUAGGCAAAAGACUACCCUAUCUCCACCCCUAUCUAGGGAAGCAUUGUCCUUUCCCCUCAUCCAUCCCCCUCGCUGAGGGUGCCUUUCCCACCUCUCAGGGGACUUUCCCAUGUGUAAGAAUUCCAGAUCUGGAUAGAUUUAGUACUAGAGGAGCGCAGUCUACUCCUAUACCUUCGCCUUACAACACAGAAGGGAGGUGACUACAGAGUUGCAGAGCUAGAAACCAAGGGAGGAUUCCAAGCCCACUCUUUCUGCUGCCAGGGAUUCUCUGCCUGGGGCCCGUGUACCCCCAAAGGGUCCGUGGUUAAAAAUUACACCUUCCUUUUCACAGACUCUUGGCUUUGCCUUUAAAAAUAGGAUUCUGGGAAGGGGCCCGUCCACAGGCUUGACCAGGCCGCCACCUGAGGGCUCCAGGGCACAAAAGAGGGUUGAAGCCCUCUAUUCCCUACCCCAAAGGUGUGCACCAGUCCCAGGGAUACAUCAUGCCUCAGACUGGGCUCUCUUUCCAUGAGGACGAUGACAGCAGCGUCCUCUGGCCAGCUCCAGCUCUGAGAGGAGAGCUUGCUUGAGCCCUCCCUGUCUAGGUUACUUGGGAGAAGUGGUGCUCUGGACCCCAGGCUGAAGCAGAAAUUCAAGGGAGGAGCUGAAAGCCGGCCUACUCGGGCCUGUCCACCCUCCUGGACGUCCUCUCAGCCAUGGUGGGAGCAGAUCUAGGGAAGGAGCUUGGGCCUGAGACUAUCCAGUCCUUUUGUGGACACACCCCUUUCUUCACGCAGGUGGUUGCUUUGGGCACCGAGUCUUGGAGCCAAGGCAUUGGCUACCUGCCCUGCAGAUGUCUUCCUUCAUCUCUUCAGGAAGUAGCAGGGCAGGGUGAUCAGGGAGAGAGGAGAGGUGUUGGGGUCCCCUGCCCACGGUGUUUGAGUUCAUAGGUCAGUCAGAGUGGGUACUACCACAGAAACAAUUUCAAUGGUCACACCAGGCUGUGGCAGCUCAGAAGGAAGCUGUCUCUAGACCUGGCAGCCUUAUGCCGUCUUCUCCUUCUCCAGGCCCGUGGGAAUGAGAGGGGAGGCUGCUGGGGUCUGCAGGGAAGGUAGAGGGGUGAUCUCAUUGGGAUGCUCCUGCUUCUGGGGCUGGAUCUGGAAAAUGGGUCACUGGGGAAAGAAGGGGAAGGGAGCACAAGAAGUCUUGAAAAAUAGUUCUUCAGUCAGCCAGCGAUGGGAAGAGCCAAGUGGAAACCCCAAACUGCUAUAUCCGCUCCCCUCCCUCCCAGAGUUCUGCCUGGUGGCUCCCACCCGCCUGCAGCUAGGGCCACACUGGGGAGGGGCCGCAGUAAUUGGGGCCAAGUCCCAGGGGGUCCUCUCCUCCUGCUUUGACCUGCUUUACAUCUGCUCCCCUCCCCCUCCCUACAUCCCCACUCCAAAGUAAACAAGAGUCUCCGGCCACUGUGGGAAACGGUACUGGGAAGCUGGACUCUCUGAUCUCUCUACUGGCUGUCUUCUCUCCCAGCUGCCCCCUCCCCAUCCUCUCUCCUUUGUUGGCCUUGGCAGAAGCUGGCCACUAGCCCCAUUCCUGGGACCAUUAAGUGAAUAGGGCACAGCUCGAAACAGCAAAUAAAAAAUCCUUUCCUGGCAAUCUCGACCCCACCCCCACCCCUUCUGGUCUUUCUCCCCUUCUAUUUUGGCCACUUUUUAACCCUAGGACAGAGGCCCAGCCCCUUCUCCCCCACCCACCCCCAAGGGUUUCCUUUUGGAGGGUACUGACCGCCUCUCUGCCCUUUACCCCAGCAGGCAGUGGGAUCCUUCAUGGGAAGGGUUAAACAGCCCCGUGUACAUUUCUGUAAAUAAUACGCAGCUUAUUAAAUUGUACAUACAGCUUCCAA